AUGUUACAAAUCGCAAUUUCCAGGCUUGCUGAAUUAAAUGAUAGCGUAAAUUGUCAACUGGUUGUCAGUCCCCUCAGCGAAGACGUGGUGAAGCAGUUUGACCUUGUCAUUCUCACCGACGCUCCUCGUAAUGUCCAAUUGAAAGUUGCUGGUUGGACUCGAGCACAUAAUCGUUGCUUGUUAGUCGCUGAUGCUCGUGGUCUGUACAGUUACAUAUUCGCAGACUUCGGCAACUCAUUCUUUAUUGAUGAUCCAAAUGGAGAGAAAGUCAAAGAGUUUCUCAUUGAGUACAUUGACGCAGAAACCGGAGACGUAACAACUUUGGAGAACCAAAUGCACGGUUUAGAAGAUGGCGACCAUGUAACAUUUACCGAGAUCAAGGGGAUGACAGAAUUGAAUGGUUGCGCUCCACUGAAAAUUACUGUAAAGAUAGUAGCCCGAUCCCAAUUGCUUUACUUUUCAUUCUUGUUGCUUUUUCUUGUGUGCAGAAUUUCUCACUGUAAACCUCUUUUCUCCACUCUGCAUUUAGAACCGCAUGUGUUCAAUAUUGGGGAUGCUGCUAAGAACUUGACCCCAUACGAAGAGGGAGGUCGUGUGAAACAAGUAAAGGUGCCUACAUAUGCCUCGCACAAACCGCUUGCGGAGUCACUUGCCGAUCCCGAGUUUGUAUACUGGGAUUUUGCUAAAUUUGACUAUCCAUCUCAAUUGCAUGCUCUUUGGAGUGCUCUGUACGAGUUCGAAAACAAGCACGGGCGCCACCCAGAACCUCGUUCUGAUGAAGAUGUGCUCCUUUUGAAAGCUGAAUUACCUGAUGGUGUUGAGGUGAACGACAAGUUGUUGAAAAUGUUUAGCUAUCAGGCAAGAUGUUUUGCAAAUUAUUUUCCUUGCGUUGUUAUCACAUUUUUUGAAAUAGUCGUUCACGCUUCCGGAAAUCUAGUCACUACUGCGUCUGUAGUAGGUGGAAUAGCUGCUCAAGAGGCGAUGAAAGCUGUUACUCACCACAUGACUCCAUUGAAACAAUGGCUAUAUAUUGACAGUGAUGACGCUUUGCCAGGAGAUUGGAGCGAGUUUGACUACGAGAAACUCACUGUAGAAGAUUGCAAGCCGCGUGGCUGCCGGUAUGAUGGACAAGCUGCUGUCUUUGGAUGGAAGUAUCAGGAGGCACUAUUUCACCAGAAGUGGUUUGUAGUAGGCGCAGGAGCUAUCGGAUGUGAAUUGUUGAAAAAUCUGGCCAUGAUGGGGGUGGCGUGCGGCGAUGGGGGUCUUAUAAAAAUAACUGAUAUGGACCAAAUUGAAAUCAGUAAUCUCAACCGGCAGUUCCUUUUCCGUAUGCAUGAUGUUGGGGAUAAAAAGUCUGUUGUUGCUGGUCGAGCUGUGAAAAAUUUCAACAAAGACGUUCACAUAGAAGCUCUUGCCGAACGAGUUGGAACAGAUACGGAACAUAUUUUCAAUGAUGACUUUUUCGAGAAGCUUGACGGAGUGGCAAAUGCUCUGGAUAACGUUGAUGCUCGGCGUUACAUGGAUAGACGUUGCGUAUUUUAUCGUCUUCCACUUCUUGAAUCAGGAACAAUGGGCACUAAAGGAAACACACAAGUGGUAUACCCGCACCUCACAGAGUCCUAUGGUUCCUCCGUUGAUCCACCUGAGAAGGAGAUCCCCAUUUGCACUUUGAAGAACUUUCCCAAUGAAAUUCAGCAUACUAUUCAAUGGGCUAGAGAUUUAUUCGUA
Strongylus vulgaris is the source of this 1728-nucleotide messenger RNA. Lineage: Eukaryota; Metazoa; Nematoda; Chromadorea; Rhabditida; Strongylidae. The record is from the annotation of a GenBank genome assembly.